Perkinsus marinus ATCC 50983 is the source of this 864-nucleotide messenger RNA. RefSeq lists its product as hypothetical. The transcript has 9 exons. Lineage: Eukaryota; Perkinsozoa; Perkinsida; Perkinsidae. The coding region runs from base 1 to 864 and encodes 287 amino acids. The record is from RefSeq and is a predicted model, not a curated record.
AUGCUCACGUUAAAGGAGGAGAGAAUUGUAUUGCUGAACAGUCAGAUAGCUGAGAUCCGAGACGAAUUAGAUCGGCUACGUCAGCGAGAUGCUUUGGGAUUAAUGCAUGCUAAGCUAACCCCAGCCGAUGAGCUGGAGACUGGCGGUCAACCAGUACUACCAGAUGGAGGCUACAAUGAUCAUAUGCUACGCUAUACAUUCCCUCUGCCUCUACCCAACAAUGAUGAACAGUCAUUCCUAGUGCAUGAAAUGCGCGACUUCAAAGUCGCGGUGGCAGAGAAGCAUGAACGGCUUCAUGUACUGCCGCUUCCUGUUCUAGCUGAGGGGGAGGCUCCAUCUAGGGACCUAACCUGGUUUAAAAUGGAGGAUAACCAAUGGGAUCUUCUAGCAUAUGAGAUGCUUCUAUUGGCCUACUUCAAAGCUACUGAUGAUGAUGGUAAUACAUUCAGGAUGUCUAAAGAUGAGAAGGAUGCACUGAGGGAGAGUAUACAGAUGUGCCGGGUCCGUCUACGUAUAUCAGCUACCUUACACCAGCAAAUAGUGGAAAUGCUUCUACCUGAUCUAAAUGGCCAUAAGAUAUGUCCACCAUUAGACGUACGAUUCCGCUUGUAUAGGCUGGUUGCUUUUGAUAUCAAAGAAUCUAGAGUGCCUAUCAGCCAGAAGAUCUACUCACAAUGGGUUGUCAGACAAUGUGCAAUGGUACGAUGGGUAGUAUACUGUGUACAGAAGAUUAUGGGAGGUGUGCCAGAUAUGGUCAAGAAUGCCAUUAUGGACUUCCAUCCUAGCAAGCCAGAUUCAUGGAAGCAGAUGCUGGAGGCUCUCAAUGGUAGUGUGCAGGGGCUCUAUCUGCCAACCCUUCUGUGA